CUCGGUUCUGAGUUUCAGUCACCAAGAUGUCGCAACUCGCUAUCCUGUUCUACUGCGGAGCGUCCGCUCUCUUCUUCACCCUGCUGGGGGCGCCGCCGUCCGGAGCGCACAUCCCCCCUCAUAAUGAGACCGCCCGGGUGGCGCGCUUCGUGGCCCACCACUGCGAUUGGGGCGCCCUGGCCACCAUCUCCAGCCAUGAGCCCGUGAGAGGCCAGCCCUUCGCCAACGUCUUCUCGAUCAGCGACGGGCCCCGGGGCCACAGCAGCGGCGUCCCCUACUUCUAUCUGACCGCCAUAGAAAUCUCCGUGCAGGACCUGCAGGUGAAUGCAAAUGCCUCGCUGACCAUGUCUCUGGCCCAGACUCCAUAUUGCAGAGAGAAGCAGUAUGAUCCGCAGAGUCCACUUUGUGCUCAUAUUAUACUCUCCGGAAUCAUCCAGAAGGUGGAAGGGAAGGAAAAUGACACAGCGAAGGUAGCUUUGUUCAGCCGCCACCCGGAGAUGGCCACGUGGCCCUCCGACCACAACUGGUUCUUUGCCAAACUCAACAUCACCAACAUUUGGGUGCUGGACUACUUCGGUGGAAUUAAAACUGUGACGCCGGACGAGUAUUACAAAGCCAAGCCAUGAUCCGGGCUGUCUGAACAUUGAGGAAUCUCUUUCAUGUACUCAGGUCCAUUCACUUUUUAAUACCGAUGUGCCUUUUUAUCUUCUCUCUUAUACUCUCUACGUGUAUAUCUUAUAAUUUCAUUGUGCUUACUUGAAUGUAAAGAGAACCACCUUUUAUCAUGAACAAGGGAAUAGAUGC
This is a messenger RNA of Nanorana parkeri, 804 nucleotides long. It is a transcript of the gene CREG1, whose product is annotated as cellular repressor of E1A stimulated genes 1. The record is from RefSeq and is a predicted model, not a curated record. NCBI's taxonomy places the organism in Eukaryota, Metazoa, Chordata, Amphibia, Anura, Dicroglossidae. Bases 27 to 626 code for a protein of 199 amino acids. The transcript has 4 exons.